AUGACAUCAAACCAACAAGCGACAUCAAAUGGUUGGGUCACUGAACAGCAACAACCUGCAAAUGCCUCAAAUGCAUCCUCUGGAUGGUCUACAAAUGCUGCCACCAAGCCACCAUCUUCUGUUCCAUACGGCCAACCUUCCACUCGACCUGCAAGCUCAAACUUCAACCGCUCAACAAGCUCGGCCAAUAGUAAUGAUUCCUGGCCACAGCAACGCAGCGGCAGCCACGAUGAUAAUCGUAGUGGUGGUAGCAGCAACUUGACUCGCUCCUCAAACGACCCACAGAAAACCGGUUGGUAUCCUGUACACACGCCAAGCAAUCCAAGUAACUACAACGACAGGAACCAAGACCAGCGCCAUGGAUGGGACAAAAGUCAUGAUAGUAGCUCUGGACGAUCAUCAUAUAAUGGUAACACCAACAAAAGUUUCAACAACAAUACCUCACGACCAUUCGAUAACGCCAAUCUAGGUGAUCGACGAGUACCAAAUAGAACUACCGGCAACAAUAAAAGGUCUACACCACCGCCACGAGACAGCAACUGGAACCCAUCAGCCCAGAGUCAACAAAUACGAGACAACAAUGGAUGGUCCGAUGGAAACACCAGUGCAGGAUGGGUGACUGACACGUCAGACGCCAACAAUAGCAACCAGACGUCAUGGGGUUCCACUACGAUUGGAUAUGAGACACCUCAACAAUCGACCUCAUCUUCAUCAUGGGGAGAACCUCCCGCUUCCCAACAAUCCACCUCGUCUUCGUCAUGGGGAGAACCUCCUGCUUCACAACCUACUGAGCAAGAAGUGAAUCCUUGGGACAGUCAUUCCACCUCGAUGACUGACUGGGCAGCGCAGAGUAAAAAGUGGGAAGAUGAAAGGGAGAAGAAGCUAAGGAGCUUGCGACCAAAAUUCGAAUUUGCUGAACGUGAUGCACGUGCUGAAGCAAAGAUAUUUGGAGAUUCUCAAACCAGUGGAAACCGAUUUAACGAUUUGGACGUACCUGUUGAAGUUAUUGGUGUCAAUAUCCCUGGACCUAUUGCAACUUUUCAAACAGCCAAUCUCUUUUGGCUCUUGCAAGAGAAUGUCACUCUUUGCAAAUAUGAAAUUCCUACCCCCGUCCAGAAGCAUGCUAUCCCAAUUAUCAUGAAUGGACGAGACUUGACCGCUUCUGCUCAAACGGGAUCUGGUAAGACUGCGGCAUUCCUCAUUCCAAUCUUGGAUGUGGUAUUGCGUGGAGGUCCUUGUGAUGUCGUGCCUAUCAUCCAGGCAAGCAUGGUCGUAUUCAAUGAUGAUAAGUUGCAACUCGUUCAUCCGUUGAUUCUCAUUUUGGAGCCAACUAGAGAACUCGCACAGCAAGUAUAUUUGGAGCUCAAGAAGUUUUCUUAUCGUUCUUGGAUUCGUUCAAGGAUUGUGUAUGGAGGUACUCCACUUGAUGAACAAGUCCGACGACUGCAAGGUCUUGGAGUUGACUUGCUCAUCGCCACACCUGGUCGUCUUCAAGACCUCAUUGAUCGUGGCAUCAUCUCUAUGAAGAAGUUGCGCUGUCUUGUUCUGGACGAAGCAGAUCGUAUGCUAGAUAUGGGCUUUUUGCCAGCCAUUCGCGCUCUCACAUCAACAGAUAUGCCUACACCUUCUGAAGGACGUCAGACAGUCUUGCUAUCUGCUACGUUUCCUCCACGGGUUGAGCAACUCGUUCGAGAGUUCCAAGCUGAUGAUCCAAUUCGCUUGAAGGUUGGAGUCGUUGGCCAUCUCGCGUCAACUGUAUCUCAAUCUAUGAUCAAAACAUCCAAAAACGAAAAGGAUAGAACACUUUUACGAAUACUUGACCAAAGUCCUCCUUCUCCCACUCAAUCAACUUUGAUAUUCGUUGACUCCAAACACAAGGCUGAUGAAUUGACAGUCUUUUUGCAACGACACUUGCCCUUGACUACUUCGAUAGUAUGUAUGAGAGGUGGAAUGGAUCAAUGGCAACGUGAAUCUGCCUUGUCAAAAUUCAAAAGUCGUGAAGCCUCUGUUUUGAUUGCAACGGCUGUAGCAUCACGAGGUUUGGAUAUUCCAAGUGUUGAGCACGUCGUCAACUAUGACUUGCCACAAGAUGCUGAUGAUUAUGUUCAUCGAUGUGGUCGUACGGGUCGCGCUGGCAACAGUGGCAGAGCAACAACUCUGUUCACUUUUGGUCGAGACGAAGUGUCUCUCGCUGCACUCAUCCGCAAAGGCACCAUCUCGAUGGCACAAAUUCGAGAAUGGUUGGGAGGGGAUGUCGCAAUCUCGAUUCAACAUGAGAUUGACAAUCCACGUCCGCCACCUGUAUACCCGAAAAAGGGUGCAUCUUUCUUUGUUUGA
This is a messenger RNA of Synchytrium microbalum, 2337 nucleotides long. RefSeq lists its product as uncharacterized. The record is from RefSeq and is a predicted model, not a curated record. Gene Ontology annotation, cellular component: nucleus. The coding region runs from base 1 to 2337 and encodes 778 amino acids. The transcript is spliced from 9 exons. Lineage: Eukaryota; Fungi; Chytridiomycota; Chytridiomycetes; Synchytriales; Synchytriaceae. Gene Ontology annotation, molecular function: RNA binding; ATP binding; RNA helicase activity.